CUCAACCAUGACAUCUUCUUCACUGACAACGCAUGUAAGCUCAUCCCGGACCGAUCGAGGACCCUCCACUCAAUCAGCAAUCCCCGUGGCACCGAGAAAACCAUUAUCCUCUAUGGACCCGAGCAUCCAGCCCCGAGCUUUUCAUGAAAGAGUCUCCUGGAACUCCUCUGACCAUCGCCGCUCUCCAAGCCCACGAACAAUUGUUCCCGAAAGAUGAGUCGCCGGUGCCUUCGGUUCCAGAGAGUGAGGAGCAAUUCAGUUGGUCGCCCAGCGGCUUUCCUGAACCUCGACAGGAGACGCAGGGAGCACUCAGUCUUCCCCUUCGUCAGCACUACGAUCCUCCCUCGGCCUCUACCCAGUACCCGUACCAUUACGUUGUUCAACAGCAAUGGCCUGCCCAAUACCAGUACCCUGUUCUACCACCACAACAGUUCCCCGCUCAGUAUCAAACCCCUCCGCCUCCACCUCCACCUCCACCUCCUCAGCAAUACCCUGUCCAAUACCAGUACCCUGCUCAACAACGAGAAUACCCACCACAGCAACAGUAUACAGCUCCGCAGCAGUACUCUACUCAACAGCGAUACCCUUGUCAGAACCGAUUUCCUGGUCAACACCAAUACCCUGCCACCCACCGGUACCCGGAGCAACAACAAUAUCGCGCUCGCCAACGCUACCCUGCGCGCCAUCACCACCAUCCCAAGCAACACCGCAAAACGAGCACCGCCCGCCGCGCCCUCCAACGUUCGACAAAUUACACGGCAGACGACGUCUCGCAAGAUGGAAUGCCGUCGCGCUUCCGUCGAACUCCUUCUGAGACGCUGUUGUCGCAAGUCGAUUCUCUGCGACGCAAGAUUGCUGAGGAUGAGAAACGGAUCCGGUACGAGAGCGCGUAUGUCAGACGUGAGAGAAAGGAUCUUGCUCCUGCCGAUGACGAUGCGGCGGUGCGGGCGAUUAGGGCUGCAGGCGGACUGGAAGGAGGUGGGAAGGAGAAGGAAAACGCAAGGAAGGGGAACGAAGAAGAAGGAGGAGGAGGAGGAGGAGGAGGAGGAGGAGGAGGAGUGAAAGAGAUUGUCCAAGACGAGACCGGCCAGGGAAGUGCUGCAAGGGACAAGGAGGAAGAAGGUGCCGGGAGCAAAGAGGUUGUCACAAAGAGCCUCGGAGGUGAGAUUCUCCUCUCCACACAUUCCUCCCUUUCUUUCCUCAACAAGCCUCCGCAGCGAGAAGAAAAAGUGCUCAACUGACAAACCAUCAUCGUUUCAUCUUUCCGCCUCAUCAGAACGCGUCCUUCAGAAAAUAGGCGUCCAUCCCACAUCGCCGAUCAAUCGACAGAAACGCGCGGACAUGAAGCGACGACGACGAGAGGUGAGCCUUUACUCCUGUCACAUUCGAACCUGUUUCUGUUCCUACUCGUUCAAAUCUUGGUGGUGAAGGAUGCUGACGCUGACGAUGGUGCAUCUUUCAGGAACAGGAAGCACGGCAACGUUGGUUCACGAGGGACGAAGAUAGCUACAGACGACGGUCGUCUUGAAUGGCUUUUGAGUUGCUUUUUUGGAUUCGUGUGAUUGGAACUUUUGGUAGAUUGAGUUAUCAAUGCAUUGUGCUUUGUUGGAAUGAUUCAAUGGUAUAUAUCGUGAAGUGAGUGAGUACG
Dissoconium aciculare CBS 342.82 is the source of this 1648-nucleotide messenger RNA. RefSeq lists its product as uncharacterized. The record is from RefSeq and is a predicted model, not a curated record. Lineage: Eukaryota; Fungi; Ascomycota; Dothideomycetes; Mycosphaerellales; Dissoconiaceae. The transcript has a single exon. Bases 144 to 1241 code for a protein of 365 amino acids.